Molecule: messenger RNA, 2924 nt
Organism: Gavialis gangeticus (Gharial)
Lineage: Eukaryota; Metazoa; Chordata; Crocodylia; Gavialidae
Gene: SHCBP1
Product: SHC binding and spindle associated 1
Exons: 13
Coding region: 1-1980 (659 amino acids)
Biological process (GO): fibroblast growth factor receptor signaling pathway
Source: RefSeq, a predicted model, not a curated record
AUGUCGCACGUGCGUGCACAGCUGCAGCACAUCAUGCAUCCAGGACAGCAUCCGAGUCCAGCUGGCUCCUGCCAGGAAGAGGAUGACAGCUGCAGUGAUUAUGGGAGUCAUGACAAACUAGGCACCGUUUUAGGAAGGUUUGUGCCAAAUGGGAAUGUGCUUUUCCCAGACACCUUCGAAACAAAUCACCUUUUGUUUUAUGAGAGAUUUAAAGCGUAUCAAGAUUACAUCUUGGCUGACUGCAAGGCCUCUGAGGUAAAAGAAUUCACAGCUGAGUACUUGGAGAAGGUCCUUGAACCAUCUGGAUGGCAAGCAAUCUGGCGCACUAAUGUGUUUGAGGUGCUGGUUGAGGUGGAAGAUGUGGAGUACUCGGCUCUGAAGGCGGUGGUGCGACUUGGGGAGCCUUUCCUGUGUGAAUCCUCCACUAGCACCUUUACCCUGGAGUGUAUGCAGGAGCUCUUGAAGCUGAAAGAACAUCGGGUACCGUUGCUGGAGCUGUGGAUGGUGUAUGACAAAUCGGGGGAGUUUGAUCAGACAGCACUGGCCAUUGAGCAUGUUAGGUUUUUCUACCAGUACAUCUGGAGGAGUUGGGAUGAGGAAGAUGACGACGAUUUUGAUUAUUUUGUCAGAUGUGUUGAACCUCGAUUGAGACUAUAUUAUGACAUCCUUGAACAUCGUGUCCCUUCUGGGCUUGUUGCUGAUUAUCACAACCUGUUGUCUCAAUGUGAGGAGCUCUACAAGAAGUUCCUAAACCUGAGGAAUAGUAUAUCUAGCAGUGAUUCUGACUCAGAGGCAGAAAAUGUCUCCAUGGUGGAAGGGCUAAAACUGUACAAUGAGGUGGAACAUCUGAAGCAAAAGCUAAAACUCAUUGAGAAUCCUCUGCUGAGGUAUGUGUUUGGUUAUGAAAAGCACACUGGCCUCCAAGCCAAGGGCACACGUCCAACAGGUACCAAGAUCACUCACGUUGUGUCCUCUACCAUGAUGUCAAGUCUGCUGCACUCCCUGCUCAGGGACAAGCUUUAUCCUGAGCCCCCUGAUGAAGAACUAGAAAUACAGUUCCAUAGUGAUCUGUUGACAGCUGUGAAUGCCUGCUAUGAAGGGGACACGGUCAUAAUCUGCCCUGGUCAUUACAUUGUAGAUGGCAUGUUCUGCAUUGCUGACUCCAUUGAACUGGAAGGUUAUGGUCUGCCAGAUGAUAUUGUCAUAGAAAAACAAGGGAAAGGAGACAGUUUUGUUGACUGUUCAGGGGCCAAUGUAAGAAUCUCUAAUUUGAAGUUUGUUCAGCAUGAUGCAGUGGAGGGAGUCUUAAGUGUCCACCAUGGGAAAACUACCCUGGAGAACACUGUAUUACAGUGUGAGACUACAGGUGUUACAGUGCGAACAUCAGCUGAGCUGUUAAUGAAAAAUUCUGAUCUGUAUGGUGCCAAGGGUGCUGGUGUUGAGAUAUAUCCAGGUAGCACAUGUACCUUGAUAGGCAAUGGCAUACACCACUGCAGGGAAGGAAUCCUUAUAAAGGACUUCUUAGAUGACCAUUAUGACUUACCCAAGAUAACUAUGGUGAAUAAUGUGAUCCAUAACAAUGAAGGGUAUGGAUUUGUUCUGGUAAAACCAACAAUUCCUUCUGAUGUGAAAGACAAUCCUGCAGAAAGAUUAGAAGAAAAUAUACAAAAUACCCAGUCAGAUGGUGAAAUGGACAACGUCAGAGGCUUGGGACCUGAAAAGCUGUGCGAAUGUGCAUCCAAUGAAAUGGAGCUUUAUGAGAGAACUGAGAUUUCUGGACAAACCGAAGGCAAUUAUGAAAUUGCGAACGAACUUGGUGCUACCUCUGCAAAGAAAAGCCAGAUGCACAAGAAAAGGCUGAGUGAACUGGGAAUCACAGAGGCUGAUGACAACUUAAUGUCUCAGGAAAUGUUUGUUUCUAUUGUGGGCAAUCAGUUCAAACACAAUGGGAAAGGAAGUUUUGGCAUAUUCCUUUUCUGACUCCCUCCCUUGGAAUGCCAUUGCAGUAUCUGAUUUGCACAAGCUAUUAUGUUCACUCUUGCUUUCACAGGUUUUAAUAUGACUCAUCUGCCUUCCAUGAUGUCUAUCGAAUGUGAUUAAUUCAGGCGUAUUUAUUUUUUUAAACAAUGUUCAUAUUACACAUCAUGAAAUGGCUAUGUUGUCCGAACUUGGACAACGCAGUGGGUGAAUAUAACUCCAGUCUGGAAGCCUAGUGUGGAGAGGGCAAAUUGAAAAGCUUCCCUUUUACUAGCAAUGUACCCCAUUUUUACCAUAAUAUUUAUUUAACUUUAAAUGUAAAGCGCUUUAAAAAAUGUAGGCACCAGAAAUUAGAGUGGACAGUCAGUGCAAAAGCUGAGUGUAUAGCUCUGUCCAUGAUGUUUCUUACACACAAGUUCAUUUGAUUUUUUUUUUCCAUAUAACACUGCCAGUGCUUCAUUCUUGUAAAUAAAAACUUUUUUUUUACAAUUAGGAAAUUUGCACACUUAUUUAGUAGGAAACCUACACUUGUGAUAUACUGUUUACAAGAUUGAUUAGGAAACCUAUGAAACAUCUGGAAAGAUGGUAUUUUUCCAUGCUAGAUGUAAAUUUUCACAGCAACUUUGUAGUCCCUACUGCUGGUGGUGUCUGUAGAGCUUUUCUUAAGCCAUAGUGUGCUCUAAAUGAAUUGUAGUGAGUUCCAAAAGAGAAGAAUGCAAAGUACAUGCUUGUAUCUUUCUCUGCAAUAGUCUUGUUGUAUCUUGAGAUGGUUUUCACACAUGCCAUGUGUUGACAAUAGACCAAUUUUUGGUACAUCAUAGAAAACAGAAUCUCUCCAAACCAUAGAAAUACUUAUCAGCAUAACAAAGGCAAAGCACAUCAGGUCUGAUCUUGUAAGACUUGAAGUUUUCUUAAUAUUCCAUAAGGUGAAUAGUUAUAGGAUCAGA